Messenger RNA from Drosophila nasuta, 864 nucleotides. RefSeq names its product collagenase-like. Gene Ontology annotation, molecular function: serine-type endopeptidase activity. Bases 7 to 804 code for a protein of 265 amino acids. NCBI's taxonomy places the organism in Eukaryota, Metazoa, Arthropoda, Insecta, Diptera, Drosophilidae. Gene Ontology annotation, biological process: proteolysis. The transcript is spliced from 2 exons. The record is from RefSeq and is a predicted model, not a curated record.
UUGAACAUGAAAGCGCUCGUUGUAUUUGCUUUGGCCUUGGUCUACGUCUCGGCAUCGGUUCAUGAAGAUCAACCCGAUAUUUAUCAUUAUAAUGAGCUACAGGAUAUUUCCAAUGUUGAAAUCAUCAACGGACAUAACGCUUCGCUCGGUAAGUUUCCCUAUCAAGUCAGACUAUUUAUCAAGACAAGCAAAAAAUGUAUCGGAUGCAGUGGUUUGUUGAUAAACCACAAUUGGGUCCUGACUGCCGCCCACUGCACGAACGGUUCCAAUUCUGUCGUAGUGCUAUUGGGAGGCAUUGAAAGUUCUGAUUUCCGGGCGAAAUUCUUAGUCAAAUCAAAAUACAUAAUCAUCCACGAAGAUUGGGAUGAUCAAUUCAACGACAUCUCACUUAUCAGGAUUCCAUACAUUAAAUACUCACGAUACAUUAAACCUGUCAAUCUACCGAAAAUUCAACGAUACUAUAAGACUUACGUUGGUUUUAAGGCUAUCGCUACCGGCUGGGGAAGAACAUCGAAUGCUUCUAACUCAAGUCCCGAAAUACUUCAGUACGGUACAGUAAAUAUCGUUAACAACAAAAACUGCAGCAAUUCUUUUUACUUCUUAACUUCUUCCCAAAUGUGCACUUCCGACUCGAAAAUAUCUCUUUGCUUAGGCGACUCCGGUGGCCCAUUGGUGAUAUUGCCCAGCAAGGUCCAGGUCGGAAUAGCGUCCUUCGUUUCAAAAGGUUGCUCUAAUCCCAAUGGCUUCACCCGCGUAACUAGUUUCCUUAAAUGGAUCAAGCGCCAUACCGGUCUGCCUUUGUAAUCUGAUAACAAAUAAAUAUGUUCAAAUUAGAAUAAGUCAAAUCUAAAAAAAAUCUGGGUA